Molecule: messenger RNA, 1590 nt
Organism: Pestalotiopsis fici W106-1
Lineage: Eukaryota; Fungi; Ascomycota; Sordariomycetes; Amphisphaeriales; Sporocadaceae
Exons: 3
Coding region: 1-1590 (529 amino acids)
Biological process (GO): positive regulation of transcription by RNA polymerase II
Cellular component (GO): nucleus
Molecular function (GO): protein binding; transcription cis-regulatory region binding
Source: RefSeq, a predicted model, not a curated record
AUGGACCCUGUCACCGGGAUUGGCCUUGCGUCGUCAUGCCUGGGAAUCAUAACCAAGAUUGUUUCCAUGGGCAAACAGCUUGACACGUUCGUGAAAGAUUUCCGUUCGGCGCCGAAAGACAUAAUUCGUCUCUCGGAACAGCUGUCCAUCUUUCGAGAGGUAUUAGCACAAUUGGAGGCAUGGCUAAAGCAACGACCUGACAUUUCGCUCAGUAUGAGCGGUACAGUCAGAAAAUCAUUGACCGAAUGUGCUAUCAUCAUUGAAGAUAUUCACAGUCAUGUUCUCAGUGUAUCACCUAAGCCCGGUGAAGAUUCCAUCGGGUUUUGGCGGAGGAUACGGCACCUGUGGGCCGAGGACCAUGUGAAGGAGCAUGAGAGAAUGAUCUCGUCACAGUUUCAUAUCUUCACUCUGCUGGUGAGCCUGACACCAAUUGCCAAGUGGAACGUUGAAUCCAUUGUUCAAGAUGAGCCCAAUAGAGAACUGUUGAAAAGAGGUCAAGCGGAUGCUCAGUCAAUUCUAAGCGCAAGAGACAAUUCGUCGCGAUUUGGGCAAAUCACCAUCGAUGGUGACCUGGGUCUAGACCAGGAGCUCUCUAUUGAUGCCGAGAUCACACAGACGGGGCCUUACCUUGAAAACUACCGUAGUCUGGUGCAUCGGCUCAGAAACAGUAAACCCGAUGCGACAUCUGACCUGAAACCGGUAUCAUCUUCCUCGAGAACUGAUGAAGACACAUCCACUACCCCUCGAUCAAGUCUUGGUGUCACUAUGACCCCCACAGCUGUUCCGAGACUCGAUGCCAAAGCGAUCUCUAGUGUUGUUCCAAGGAAACCAUUGAAUCUAUUACCGCACUGGGCCCAAAUGCAGUUUUCAAAGGAAUAUCGACUUAGGGAAGAAGAAAAUACCAGGCAGCACAAUGAAAAAGUCAGACAGUACAAUGAGAAAGUCUCACAGCUCUGUCUUCAUGCAGAAUAUGGAGGAAUUGCUCACAUGAAGGCCUCGAUCGACAAUGGAGCUGACGUUCAUGGUCGGAACUGGCGAGGUGCUGGCCCCCUCGAGGUAGCUGUUAGACACGGUCAGGUCGAGGCUGUUCGCAUCUUGCUUGGCGCCGGUGCCGAUGCAAAUAGUCCGAUGAAGGAUGACAAAAACAAGGCGACGGGUAUCACCAAGCCUCUCCACCUCGCUGUAUCAAUGAGGUCUGUCGAGAUCACCGAACUCCUGAUCAACCACAAUGCUGCUAUUCAAAAACUGGAUGCUCAAGGCAAUUCGGCGUUGCACCGUGCUGCAGGUCUGGGGUCUGUUGAGUUAGUGCAGCUGCUCAUCAAACAUUCAGCCGAUGUACACGCACCGGGACUAAACGGAGAGACUCCCUUGCAUAUGGCGGCUGGAGAGACUGUUUCGACUCUGUUAUCCUCCGGAGCAGUCAUAUACGCCAAAAAUUCCUCGGGCGAGCAACCCUUGGUAUCGGCUGUUUCGAGGGGAGACGUGAUCGCUGUUAAAUUACUUUUGAGUCACGGAGCGCCUGUGAAUACCCAGUCGGAGAAGACAAGCCUCUUGAUAUUGUCACAGGGACACAGUCAAGGUUGGAUGUAA